CCCCCCUCCGCGGCCCGCCCUCCGGGCCCGGCGCGCAUCGGCUACUACGAGAUCGAGCGCACCAUCGGCAAGGGCAACUUCGCCGUCGUCAAGCUGGCCACGCACCUCGUCACGCGCGUCAAGGUUGCCAUAAAGAUCAUUGAUAAGAGUCAGCUGGAUGAAGAGAACCUCAAGAAGAUAUUCAGAGAAGUUCAGAUUAUGAAGAUGCUCUGCCACCCACACAUCAUCAGAUUGUAUCAGGUUAUGGAGACAGAACGGAUGAUUUAUCUGGUGACGGAAUAUGCAAGCGGAGGGGAAAUUUUUGAUCACCUGGUGGCCCACGGACGGAUGGCUGAAAAAGAAGCCCGGAAGAAGUUCAAGCAGAUCGUGGCGGCUGUGCACUUCUGCCACUGCUGUAACAUCGUCCACAGAGACCUGAAGGCAGAGAACCUGCUUCUGGAUGCAAAUCUGAAUAUCAAAAUAGCAGAUUUUGGAUUCAGCAAUAUCUUCACCCCUGGUCAGCUGCUGAAGACCUGGUGCGGAAGCCCCCCCUAUGCUGCCCCUGAACUUUUUGAAGGGAAGGAGUAUGAUGGACCCAAGGUGGACAUUUGGAGCCUGGGCGUGGUGCUGUACGUGCUGGUCUGCGGGGCCCUGCCUUUCGACGGGAGCACGCUGCAGAACCUGCGGGCCAGGGUGCUGAGCGGGAAGUUUCGCAUUCCAUUUUUCAUGUCCACAGAGUGUGAGCACUUGAUCCGUCACAUGCUGGUGCUGGAACCGAGCAGGAGGCUGUCCAUGGAGCAGAUCUGCAAACACAAGUGGAUGAAGCUCGGGGAGGUGGACGCCGAAUUCGACACGCUCAUCGCAGAGUGCCAGCACUUGAAGGCCGAGAGGCAGAUGGAGCCGCUGAACGAAGACGUGCUGCUUGCCAUGGCUGAGAUGGGGCUGGACAAGGAGCGCACCCUCCAGUCCUUAAGCACAGACGCCUACGAUCACUACAGCGCCAUCUACAGCCUGCUCUGCGACCGCCUGAAGAGGCACAAAAACCUGCGCGUCCCCGCCCUGCCAAGCCUUCCACGGACCGUGGCCUUCCCAGCGCCAGCCAGCAUCCAGGCAGAGCAGGCGGGCAACACGGUGAGCCUCAGCGUCCCACAAGUGCAGCUCAUCAACCCAGAGAACCAAAUCGUGGAGACGGACGGAACGAUGAACCUGGAUAGCGACGAAGGCGAAGAGCCGUCCCCCGAAGCUCUGGUCCGCUACCUCUCCAUGAGGAGGCACACGGUUGGCGUGGCUGAUCCACGCACCGAGGUGAUGGAGGAUCUCCAGAAGCUGCUCCCAGGCUUCCCCCGCAUCGCCCCACAGGCCCCGUUCCUGCCGGUGGCCCCAAACGUCAACAUGCCAGCCAACAUGCUUCCCAUGCAGCACCUGCAGCCAACGGGCCAGUUGGAGUACAAGGAGCAGUCCUUGCUGCAGCCUCCCACUCUGCAGUUGCUGAACGGAAUGGGACCCCUCGGGCGUCGGGCGUCGGACGGAGGAGCCAAUAUCCAGCUACAUGCGCAACAGCUCCUGAAGCGUCCUCGGGGCCCUUCUCCGCUCGUCACCAUGACACCAGCAGUGCCCGCCGUGACCCCUGUGGAUGAGGAGAGCUCAGACGGGGAGCCAGAUCAGGAAGCCGUGCAGAGAUACUUGGCCAAUAGGUCCAAAAGGCACACACUGGCAAUGACCAACCCCACCGCCGAAAUCCCGCCCGACUUGCAGAGGCAGCUAGGACAGCAGCCCUUCCGCUCCCGGGCAGCACACCUGGCACCCGACCAGCACCGCUACGUCUACAAGGACUCCAACACUCUGCACCUGCCCACGGAGCGCUUCUCACCCGUGCGCCGCUUCUCGGACGGGGCUGCCAGCAUCCAGGCGUUCAAGGCCCAGCUGGAGCGGAUGGGCAACCACAGCAGCAUCAAGCAGCUGCAGCAGGAGUGCGAGCAGCUCCAGAAGAUGUACGGGGGGCACAUGGACGAGAGGACCCUGGAGAAGACCCAGCAGCAGCACUUCUUGUACCAGCAGGAGCAGCACCACCAGAUCCUUCAGCAGCAGAUUCAGGAUCGUGUGCGCCCUCCUCAGCCCUCCUCGCCCCUGCAAGCUCCGGGUGAAAACCAGCCCGCUCUGCUCACACACCAGCUCCAGCGGUUGCGGAUCCAGCCCUCCAGCCCACCCCCAACCCAUCCCAGCAACCAUCUCUUCAGGCCGACGGACAGCAGCCCCCCUCCUGUCAGCAGCAGCGUGAUGCUCCAGAGCCACGGUGGCCCUUCGCAGCCGCAGUUCCAAGGGAUGCCGCUGCCGCCACCGCCGCCGCCACCGCCGCCUCCUCACGGCGCCAUCUUCCCCCAGCCCGGCCACUGCUCACCUCCCCCCAGCCUGGCCCUCUCCUGCCUGGGCAUGCAGCAGCCCGUGCCGGGGCAGCCGGUCAGCGUCCCGAUGCAGGAGCCCGGAGAUGGGAUGGGCGGCAGCCUCCUGCAGGCCGGGCGGGGCAUGCCCAUCGCCCCCGGAGCCAACCAGCUGCAGAUGCACCACCGCGCCAGUCUGAUGGCCUCCCUGACCUACGGGCACAGGCCCCUCUCCAAGCAGCUCAGCGCCGACAGUGCAGAGGCACACAGGUAUCCGUCCGCUGGCUACGACCAGGUGCACUUGCACCCCCACCUGUUCCCUGAGCAGGCCCGGGUCCCUCCCAGCAGCUACAGCCCAGCCGUGGCGGUGGGCUUCCCUCCGGCGCAGGCCCUGAAAGUCCCGCCGCUGGAGCCGUUCCCCGCCUUCCCCCAGAGCCCUCCGCCGCCGCCGCACCAGCAGCAGCACCAGCAGCAGCAGCAGCAGCAGCAGCACUACGCCACGUCGGCCCUCCAGCAGGCGCUGCUGUCCCCCACCCCGCCAGACUACAGCCGGCCCCAGCCAGUGCCGCACGUCCUGCAGGGCCUGCUGUCGCCCCGGCACUCGCUCACGGGCCACGCGGAGCUGCGGCUGCCGCAGGCGGAGGUCCUGCAGCUGAUCAAGCGGCGGCAGCAGCAGCAGCAGCAACAGCAGCAGCAGCAGCAGCAGGAGCUUCAGGAGCUGAUCCGGCACAUGAGCCAAGGGGAGACGGGACACGUGGCCACCAGCGUGGCCCAGAAACUGUCGGAGCGCCAGGCGCUGUCUUUGCCUUACCAAAACACGGACACGUCGUACCACCCCCACCCCCACGCCCACGCCCACCCCCCUCCGCCGCCUCCCUGCCAUCUCUCCCACUCCAGCCCCCAGCACCUCUUGAAAGUGAGGGCGCACGAAUGUAUCCAGCAGGCCCCGGCCCCCGCGCCGGCCCACGGGUACGCCCACCCGCCCACCUUGGUCCAUUCGGAGAGCAUGGAGGAGGAAGCGGACUGUGUGUGUGAGGCCGGCAGGGGCUGCAGCUUUCCAGGCAGCAAGGCCCAAGGCGGCCACGAGGCACGGCUGCUCUUGAGCCCCGGUGGGCCGGCGGAGCCCGACCCGGCGUUUGGGACUGCCAAGCGCGAGCAGCUGCUGGGGGCGCACCAGUACAGGCCCCAGCCGGCCGCCACCUUCGGUCGCAGUGACCUGCCCUGCAGAGAUCCCAUGGUCACAGGCUGCCUGGAAAGAAACUCCCCAGGACACGUGGAGAUGGCAGAGGCGGACAGGCUGGAGGGCUACUCUGCAAGACCGGUUUCUGGCGUGCAUCAGAGAUCGCGGCCCCUGCAGAGACACCACACCAUUCAGAACAGCGACGACGCUUACGUGCAGCUUGACACCCUGCCGGGCAUGAGCCUCAUGGCAGGGAAGGCGCUCAGCUCCGCCCGCAUGUCCGACGUGGUGCUCAGCCAGUCGUCCCUCAUGGGCAGCCAGCCGCUCCACGCCGGGGAAAGCGAAGACUGUGGGGAGGACUUGGAAUGUCAAGAGCACCCAAACCUGGGAGACGGCAGCCAGCUCCUGAACGCCUCUUGCUACCCGUCCACGUGUAUUACGGACGUCCUGCUGAGUUACAAGCACCCGGAGGUCCCCUUUGGGAUGGAGCAGGCCGGGGUCUAGAGAGCGGGGCGCUACAGGGUCUGUACAGCUUUGAAACAAAAAGGUCCAUUUCAAACCAACAGUAUCUCGCAGCACCGGGCCAAACGGCCGUAGCGUUUCUCCUUGACGGAAACCUGGCAGCGGCGGCGGCGGCAGCGGCGGCAGCUCCUCCUCCUCCUCCUCCUUCUCCUCCUCCUCCUCGGUUCAGCCGUGUGCGUGUUCCUUUCGGAUGUUCAUUAUUGCCAUAUUUGCCUGUGAUGCCAGCAGCCAUUCUGGAAGAACCAGAGCGCCCCUCGUACAGGUGCUGCAGGGCUGGACCGAGCACCGUGGCGACCUUGGAGGGCCCCUCCAGCCGGGCGUGGGGGCUCAGGGGCCCAGCCUUGCCUGGGAAGCUGAGGGCACAAGGGGGCCGCGGGAGGCAGAGGCUGCUCACCAGCGAGCAAUAAGCGAAGACGUUUGGACCGUGCCUCUUCCGGAUGUGCCCGGCGCAGCGGCCACCGGGCCAGGGGACCGGACGGGGGA
Molecule: messenger RNA, 4542 nt
Organism: Elgaria multicarinata webbii
Lineage: Eukaryota; Metazoa; Chordata; Lepidosauria; Squamata; Anguidae
Gene: SIK3
Product: SIK family kinase 3
Exons: 25
Coding region: 199-4041 (1280 amino acids)
Biological process (GO): protein phosphorylation; intracellular signal transduction
Cellular component (GO): cytoplasm
Molecular function (GO): ATP binding; protein serine/threonine kinase activity
Source: RefSeq, a predicted model, not a curated record